AUUUUUUUUUGGAUAGUUCACCAUCAGUUCUUAAACUUUUUCAUAUGUUACUAACAAAGUAUUCAUUGCAAGUAUUUUUGUAGUAGAUUUUAUAAAUUCAAAUCAAUUAAACGAAUACUGUAAUUAAACAAAAUGUCUGACGACGAAAAUCCAUGGGAUCUUGGGGAUGAUACAGCAGCAACGGAAGAAACAGAAGCUGAAACAACUGAUGUUCCUGCUACUGGCGCAGCUGCUAAAAAAGAAGAAAAAGUAAAGUUGGAUUAUUCUACAUUAGUUAAAGCACCAAAGCCCAAAUACACACUCCAUUGGGUUCGACCGUUAUUUCUAAACUAUCGUUAUCUGUAUGAAUAUAGACAGAUUUACUACAAUGAUGUGAUUGACUGGAUGAACAAAAGAAAUCGAGGUAUAUGGCGAGAAUUACCAAAUGCUGAGGAAUGGUCUGAGAGAAUGUUUCGAAACUACGAUAUCAAAAACACAAAUAGAAGUUAUAAGCGAUCAGCUGAUAUGCGAUGGAUUACUGGAUACAGGAGUGAACCGAGAUAUUAUAGUUACCAUACUCGAGCCUAUUACAGUCUCAAAUACCAACCGAUACUUUGAAAUUUAUACUGACUUG
Microplitis demolitor is the source of this 613-nucleotide messenger RNA. It is a transcript of the gene fln, whose product is annotated as flightin. Lineage: Eukaryota; Metazoa; Arthropoda; Insecta; Hymenoptera; Braconidae. The record is from RefSeq and is a predicted model, not a curated record. The transcript has 3 exons. Bases 133 to 597 code for a protein of 154 amino acids.